Ectocarpus sp. CCAP 1310/34 is the source of this 4858-nucleotide messenger RNA. NCBI's taxonomy places the organism in Eukaryota, Phaeophyceae, Ectocarpales, Ectocarpaceae. The record is from the annotation of a GenBank genome assembly.
GUGAUAGCCCAGCACGACGGAGGAGUAUCAGGUGUACUCCCCAUGGCGAACGACGACUGGGAUGGUGCGGCCCCGAUGAACAAGGCACUCAAGGUGCUGGCCACAUCCUCCCGCCCCAUUUCCGCCUCUAGGGUCAAGACAGCAGCAGCGAGGGCCUUGGAUAAUGUCAAGGAAUACAAGCGAGUCGUGCACGCCAUCGAGCGGUACAUCAGGAAAGCCCAGCCCCAGCACCGCAUCGGAGGCUGCUUCGUGAUCGAUUCCGUGUGCCGACAAGCUCAUUCCAAGUGGGGCCACAAGGACGUCUUCACUCCUCGCUUCGCGCAGCGCAUGUCCGAGACCGUGGAGAAUCUAAGAAAUGUGCCCGAUGGGGACAAGCCGCCGGUGUUCCGAGUCAUCCGAGAAUGGCACGAGAAGGGGAUGUUCAAGGGGCUCGAGGCGUUCGCCUCCACGGGGGCUGCGGGAGCCGCGGCUCCCGCCGCUCCCGCUCCCGCCGCUGCUGCUGCGCCGUACUCGUCGUAUCAGAACCCGGCCCCGCCCCAGAUGCCCGCGGUGUCUGCCGCUCCCGCCCUGAUGCCCCUGCCACCGCCGACCGGGGUGAUCCACCUCGGGCUAAAGGCGGGAGACACGUACGGUAGCGCUUAUCCGCCGCACGCGGCGGCGGCGGCGGCGGCGGCGGUUAACGGCGUAGGUGCUCCGCCAGGUGGUGCCGACCCCGGCGCCGCCGCUGCCCCUACGUACGCGCCGUCGUACGAGCAGCAGCAGAGCAGCAGCAGCCCCGCCCCGGCAGGCGUUGCCAACGGUGGGUGGGGCGGUAGGUUGGACGAGCCCUUGUCUGACUCGCGGUUUGUCCCGCAGGAGCCGCCGCUGCCGGACAACGACCACGCCGUUUCUUCUGGGACCGAUGUCGGGGGCGUGCAGCAGCAGCUGCAGCAGCCGAUGGUGCCGCCACCGCCACCGGGCCCCCCGCCUCCGCUGGCGGCAGCGGCGGCGCCGGGGGGGACGACGACGAAUGGGACGUCUUCGGAAAACUCGUUGGAGCAGCAGCCGGGGCAGCAGCAGCAGCAGCAGCAGCAGCAGCAGCCUCCCCCGCCGCCACCGCCGCCGCCGCAGACGGCGGCGGAGGAUAGCAACGACUCCGCGAAAAAGGAGGAGGAGCAGGAGGAGGGGGAGGUAGAGGAUGAGCAGCCGCCGCCCCCGCCGCCGCCCAAGACCGAAGGGAAAAUCAUGGAGCUGUGGAGCCUGCUCAACAUGGCGCAGGCGUCGGGCGCUGCCGCUACCGCGGCGGCUUCCGCGAGCGCCGGGGCGACGACCGCCGGAGCUUCUUCCCCGGCGGGGGGCGAGGACUCCUCGAUGGCCGUCGACGACGAUAACGACGCGGGGGGCGACGACGUAGGCCAGCAGCAGCAGCAGCAGCAGCAGCAGCAGCAGCCGCCGCCGCCACCGCCUCCCCUGCCGCAGGGCCCUUCCCUGGACCACAGCGGGAUGAUGCCUCCAGGCGGCGGGGGCGGGGGUUUCAACAAUCCCCGUCCCCCGCCCUUUCCGGGCAGGAGCGGCUCGGACCUCGGCCAACCGCCGCCGCCCCCGCCGCCCCCGCCCGGGGACGAUUCCGGGCCGCCGCAGCAGUACGACCCCUUCGCCGCCGCUGCUCCGGGUACCGGGGGCGGCAUGCAGGGCCAGCAGCAACGCCAGCAGAUGAUGAUGGGGCCGCGGGGUCCCGGGAUGAUGCACCACCACCAUGGCGGCGACCAAGGUAUGCCGCCCGGCGGCGUCGGGGGGGCAAUGAGGGCCGGCGGCGGUGGGAGGGGCAUGGGAGGAGGCGGCGGCGGGAUGGGGCCCCGCGGACUGCCGCCCGGCGGGAUGAGGCCCGGGAUGGGCAUGGGCGGGGAAGGAGGAGGGAUGGGGGGAGGCCCGCCUCCUCCUCAGGCGGGAGGCAUGUUCUUCCCCGGCGGGCCCAAUGGCCCUCGAGGGAGACCGAGAGGCCUCCCUCCGGGGGGCAUGGGUCCUGGGAACGGUCCUGGGAACGGUCCCGGGAACGGCUGGGGAUCGCCCGCACCCCCGCAGAAUAACGGCCAACCCAGGAACAACGACGCGCCGCCACCGCCGUGGGGAAGCCCGGGUGGAAGGGGGGGCGGAGGGGGCAGGGGAGCGGAGGCGGCGUCCCCGGGUGGUAGGCCGGGUUGGGACUCGCAGCAGGCGGCGGCGGCGUCGGCAGGACGACGGGGGGAUGGGGCGGGGGGCGAGAAUGCCAACAAGAACGGGAACGCGCGUUCUCCGGCCCCUUCCGGCCGACCGUCUCGGUGGGGCCCGCCAGGUGGUGCCGGCGGCGGCGGCGGCGGCGGCGGCGGGCGCGGCCCUAACGAUAGCCUCGCUGGCGGCGGCGGAUCUGAAAACUUUUCGGGACCGAGAACUCCGGGUGGUCCGCCCGGUCCACCAAUGGGCAUGGGGAGCCCGGGGGGUCGAGGGGGAGCGAUGCAGCAGCAGCAGCACUGGCAAGGGCAAGGGCGGGGUCAUCCACGGGGUGCCGCAGGCGGCCCGCCGCCGCCGCCGCCGCCCUCCGCGCGAGGGCCCCCGCCGCCGCCGCCGCCGGGCCAGCAACAGCCGCAAGGCUCGCCGCCGCCUCCCCCGCGAGGCCCGCCCGGUGGAAUGAUGCUGGGAACGGGGGGGCAGCAAGAAGGGAUGGCCAGGCCUCCUCCUCCUCCUCCUCCUCCUGGAGAGGAGUCUCCGCGAGGGGGGGGUCCGAUGCCGCCGGCGGGACCGUCACGCGGUCCUCCGGGGCAGGAUCGGUGGCACCAGCAGCAGGGGCCGCAAGGGGCGGCGGGGUCGGAGGACGGGCUUGAGCGGUGGCCUGGGCAAGGCGGGGCGCCUGGAGAGCGAAGAGGUGGAGGGCCGCCGCCGCCGCCGCCGCCGCCGCCGCCGCCGCCGGCUGGGCGAGCCGGGGUGGAGAGCGGUGGUGGGCUGGUGCCGCCGCCGCCGCCGCCGCCGCCGCCACCGGGCGGGGAGGGGGAGAAGGAGGACGCGCCGCCGCCUGCGGCGGCCCCCACGCUUGCCGAGGGCGGCAGUGUUCUUCUCAAGUCGAAGAUAACGGACGCGAAUUGGUCGGACGGCUCGCUCGACCCCGAGGACAACGAAGACGACGACGCCGACUUUGAUGACGACUUCGGGGGCGGCGAGGACGACGACGCCGCCACUGGAAACUCCCCAAAGCGCCAGAAACUAGCUUAAAGUGGGCAUGGUCUGCUGCGGGGACACUCCAGGAAACGCCAGAAACGAGCUUGAAAGGGGGCCAAGCCUGCUGCUUGCCCUGGAGCUCCAACAGGACUGGAUGUGUACGUGUAGGUAGUGUAGCAGUAUGGACCGAGCGGCAGGGGUGGCGCAUCGCGGCACCGACGGUCUUGUAGUUGGGAGAAGAAAGGCAGCGGCCUUGUGGGGGGGGGGGGGGGGGGGGGNGGGGGGGGGGGGGGGGGGGGGGGGGGGGGGGGGGGGGGGGGGCAGACGGGAUGUUGAGGAACUCCUUCGGAGCGAGCGUGGCAGCCCUCGGCUGGUGCGGUGGCAUCGUAUUUUGCUCCAGGAUGACCGAGAUUCAUGUGGUGAGGUCGGUGCGGAGUAUCGACGGGCCGCUGGGCAGCAAGGGACAGCCCACCCUUUUUUUCCGAGUGAGAUGGCGACGACGAUUGUAUAGGGACUGACACCUGCCCGGUGCCGGUAGGUACAGCUUUGAUGUUUACGCAUUGAGGUCAAACCCCGGUAAACGGCGGCUGUAACUAUGACGGUCCUAAGGUAGCGAUAUUCCUUGUCGGGUAAGUGUCGACCCGCAUGAAUGGUGUAACGUUGACUACGCCGGGUCAUCCCGCAAAACGCCGGGUCAUCCCGCGGAAGACGGACGACUGCUGGUUGUCCGGCGAUUGCGUCGCGGGCUUCUCUUCACGAUCGUGCUCUUGAUCGUGUGGCGACCGACAAAACAGAAGUGUAACCGACACGUUCUUUUGGUUUGUCUCUUCCAAGUACUGAUUUUUCCCGCCACCAGUGCUGGACCCCUACCUACCGCAUGCAGUUGGUGAGGCCAAGAGAGGUGUUGACUUUGAGUAGUCGACUCCUGGUAAAUAUACAGGCGAUUGGGCUGACCUUAUGCCACGUUUUGGGGUGGGCGAAAAUCCUAUGUAUGACGACAUACGCGAGCUAUGUGGUUCGAGGCGUUUACAAUCCAUUUUUUUUGGUCGUGUUCUUAUGCUCAGAAAAACACUGGAGUUGGUUAGGUACGUCGUGCUUUCUGCGUGUUCGAAGGUUGCCACGGGUGUAGGGAGGUACAUAAGUAAAUGGUCAUACCGAGUUCUGCCUGGUGUUUCAACAAAGGUGGUGCCCCGUGGCUUUGAAGGUGUCUUGUGGGUAAUAGUAGGUAAUUUACGUGGCAACACGCUUUGCUGUAGUUGGGCGCGGCGGCUUUCCACCGGGUCUGCUAAAAACCUGCUCGCUCCAGGAUGUUGCUGAGCAAGCUGAGUCGUGUCUUUUGUGUGCACGGGCACGCACGUCUUCAUGUUCCAUCCAAAGAUUCGCUCCGUUCCAUCAGAGAAUUCGCUCCUCUCGUGAGAGACGAUGAUAGCGAGACGUUUAAUGAUUUUUGGAGGGGGUCGGUCAUCGGAAGACUCUUGCUGGUUGUUUCCUCCGUUGCGUCGGGUGUUUAUGAGUGCAUUAACAGAAACCACCCCUUCCCCAUGGGGUUCUUUUGGCACAGCAUCGAAGACGGGGAUCUGCUGUUUGGGGGUGGGGGGCGGAGAAGUUUUGGGCCGUGCGACUUGACGUGCUCGUCAAACUAUCGAAACGUCUAUCUAUACCGUCGGGGGCAGCCUUAGUUUGUCAUUAU